Molecule: messenger RNA, 805 nt
Organism: Nematolebias whitei (Rio pearlfish)
Lineage: Eukaryota; Metazoa; Chordata; Actinopteri; Cyprinodontiformes; Rivulidae
Product: polymeric immunoglobulin receptor-like
Exons: 3
Biological process (GO): cytoplasmic translational elongation
Cellular component (GO): plasma membrane; cytosolic large ribosomal subunit
Molecular function (GO): structural constituent of ribosome; transmembrane signaling receptor activity
Source: RefSeq, a predicted model, not a curated record
AUGCGCUACGUGGCCGCUGACCUCCUUGCUACCCUCGGUGGCAACAGCAGCCCAUCUGCAAAAGAUCUCAAGAGCAUCCUGGGUAGUGCGGGAAUUGAGGCCAAUAAACGAUUGAAUAAAGUCAAUGCUCUGCAGGUUGGACAUGCCAGAACUGAUCAGGAAGUGGAUUAUUACUACAGAGAAGCUGGACAAGACUUCACAGUGAGAUGCUCCUUUGACUCAGACGAAACAUGGAAGAUCUUCUGCAGAGAAAACUGUGAAGGAGAAAAUCUUCUCAUUAAAACAAAGAAGGACACAGACAAAAAAGGACGAUACAGAACUGAACAUAGCAAAAGAUCUUUUCUGAGUUCUCCUGCUGUGUCUGUGAGCAUCUCAGCCGUGACCCAGUCGGACUCCGGACAGUACACAUGUGGUUUGGGCGACUCUUUAUCAUCAGCUUCAUUCAGAGGUUUCAGACUACUUGUUGUCGACGCGCUGCUGGAUGGAAACAAAGACCACGUCUUCUUUAAAACAGCCGGCAGCUCGCUCACUGUCGGAUGUCGCUUCAGUUUCUCUGGAAGAACAAAAUCUUUCUGCAGAGGAAAAUGUGAAGGAGACAAGAUUCUUGUUCAGACUGAUGGAGUCAGAGCUCAACGAGGUCCAUACGGGGUUGGCUAUGAAGAAGGAACAUUUCCAGUUUCUUCUACAAUUAUUUAUGUGACCAUAGAGCAGCUGACUCCGUCUGACUCGGGACAAUACAGGUGUCACCUGGACAGAACCAUUGGGACGGAUUCGUACAGCAACUUUAGAGUCUCGGUCAUAGACG